Molecule: messenger RNA, 1017 nt
Organism: Sitophilus oryzae (rice weevil)
Lineage: Eukaryota; Metazoa; Arthropoda; Insecta; Coleoptera; Curculionidae
Product: coiled-coil domain-containing protein 189-like
Exons: 3
Coding region: 191-949 (252 amino acids)
Source: RefSeq, a predicted model, not a curated record
UAAUUCAAUUUAAAUUUUUUUAAAUCUUAAAAAAAAUUACCAAAAUUAUUAAUACAACUUAUAACAAUGCUUGUAUAUCUACAAUUUCGUAUAACGGAAAUAAACAGAGAGUACUGAGAAUAAUUUUAUAAAUUUUGAAAGAUCCUUCAAAGAUUUGACAAAAGUGUUAUUAUGGUGUUAUAGUAAAAAAAUGAACGAUAAGCAUUCAGCAAUUCCAAAAAAUAUAUUGAAAAAUCAUAUUACUACUUUUCAGUCUGUUCAAAUACCAAAACCAGAUAAUUAUUUAACAUGUGAUUUAAGUGAAGGUGAUGGAGAAGUUCAUAGAAUUCACGCGUUUAAUAAGUUUCUCUUUCCUACCAAAGAACCUCGAUUGGCGCAAUGGGAAUAUUUAGAUGAAAAAAGUGUCGAAGAAAUUUUAAAAAUCGAAAAUAAAUUGGACCUUACAGAAUAUAUUGAAAGAACUUUAUAUAAAAUUCCCGCACCGAGUGCCAGUAAUAUUAUAAUUGAAUUGAUAUGUGAUGUUAUUAAAUUUUGCAAAGAUAACCAUUUUAAUUUGGAAAAAAGUGGUUGUUUAUUAUCACAGUUCUAUUUAUCCCAUUUAUACUUUAUCAGUAGUAUUGACAUUACUCCUGAGAAGGUUUAUAUGUAUUUUAAAGACCUUAUGAUGUGCCAUAGUCUACCUUUUCCUCCAACAAGUAAAAAGAUAUUUACCAUUAAAGAGUCACACGAAAUAUUAGAUUUCUUUUGUAAGAUUUACUUAAGGAAUUUACCAAUCCUGAGAUAUGUUUCUCAUCCAAACUAUGCUUUAUAUUUAAAUUAUGAAGUACCCAUUACAAUUUUAAGCAGCAGUAGCAAGAAGAGCAAGAAAGAAAAGGUAGAGCAUAAAGAAACAAAGAAUAAGAAAGAAAAGAAAAACAAAAAAGAAAAGAAAAAUAAUAAAAAGAAGUAAUCUAGAUUCAAUUUAAAACCUGUAAUUAAAUAACACUAUCUACAAUAAAUUUAUUCUCCUUUUUGUAA